Messenger RNA from Calidris pugnax (ruff), 2886 nucleotides. RefSeq names its product neutrophil cytosolic factor 4 (gene NCF4). The transcript is spliced from 12 exons. Lineage: Eukaryota; Metazoa; Chordata; Aves; Charadriiformes; Scolopacidae. Bases 381 to 1316 code for a protein of 311 amino acids. The record is from RefSeq and is a predicted model, not a curated record. Gene Ontology annotation, cellular component: NADPH oxidase complex. Gene Ontology annotation, biological process: respiratory burst; phagocytosis; superoxide anion generation. Gene Ontology annotation, molecular function: superoxide-generating NADPH oxidase activator activity; protein binding; phosphatidylinositol binding.
GCAAUGGUCACAAAACGGCAGAUAAACUGCACAUGUCUACGUGUGGUUUGCAUUUCGUCAGGCUACAGAAGGCAGCGAUGGUGGAACUGCAGCUCCGGUAGGAGUGACGAGGAAUUUCGGAGGCAAGGACUCAAACCCAAUAGUUGCGAGGUUAAAAAGCAACCAAGUCUGUUGUGAUAUAACUGAAAUUAUCUUUUGGGAAAGGAAGAUGAAACGUCAAAACCCACAUUAGAAGUUCUCCAGAAUUUUAGGACAAACCUCUGCUGGCAAGAGUACCACUAAGCCUUUCAUGUUGUGAUUUUGACCAGCUUCCAGAUGAUGUACCUGUUUCAGCUAAUAUUGCAGAUAUUGAAGAGAAGAAAGGCUUUUCUAAUUAUUAUAUGUUUGUCAUUGAAGUUAAGCUUAAAGGUGGUGGUAGAUACCUGAUUUUCCGACGCUAUCGUCAGUUCUAUGCCCUGCACACCAAACUAGAGGAGAGAUAUGGGCCAGAGAGCAAAAAUAGCCCUUUCACCUGCACACUCCCUGUAUUGCCAGGAAAAGUUUUUGUUGGGGCCAAAAAGGAAAUUGCUGAGAACAGGAUUCCUAUCCUAAAUGUCUACAUGAAGAACCUACUCUGCCUACCCGUUUGGGUGUUGAUGGAUGAGGAGGUCCGGCUGUUCUUCUACCACUCAACCUUUGAUGGUGAACAGGUGCCUCACAGACUGAGACGGCUUCGCCCACGGACACGCCGAGUUAAAAGCAUUUCACCUCAAGUGCCUACUUCUGACCGCACGGCAGCUCCACGGGCUGAGGCACUGUUUGAUUUUUCUGGAACCAAUAAACUGGAACUCAGCUUCAAAAAGGGAGACUUGAUCUAUUUACUUAGCAAAGUAAACAAAGACUGGUUGGAGGGAACAGUUGAUGAUGCCACUGGGAUUUUCCCAUGUGCUUUUGUGAAGAUCAUAAAAGAUUUACCACAGCAGGAAGACACAGUUAAUAAAGUUCGCUGUUAUUACCAUGAUGAGACUAUGAGCACUGUCAGGGAUAUCUCAGUGGAAGAGGAUCUGAGCAGCAUUCCAUCAUUCAAAGAUCUCAUGGAAUUGAUGAGGCGGGAGUUUGACCGAGAUGACAUUGUUUUGAAUUACCGGGACCUUGACGGUGAUCUGAUCCGGCUGCUCUCCGAUCAAGAUGUUGAACUCAUGGUGUCUCAGAGCAGGAGAAGGCCCUCUGAGAAGCAUUUCUUCCCUUGGAAGUUGCACAUCACUCAUAAAGAUGACCUGGGUGUCUACAACACUAGUCCAGGAAUAGGCGCUACUCAAAUAGUAAAAGCAACAUAAGCGCUAUAUAGAAAUGUUGCAGUCAUAUAUAGUACAGUCCUUCUGUAAUCCCACUCUGCAGACAGUUUCCUUUAACAAGCCUUUGAAGUAGGCUUGAAAAGAGUAAUUUUUAGUAAUAUAUUACCUUUCAAUGUAAAAUCUGUACUUAGUUAGCUUUUUCAGCUUCUUAGCAUGCCUCUGUAAUAGAGAUAUUUGCAUACAGACCACAGAAAGCGAGGAAUAAAGAAAUAAAAACACUGGCCAUAUUCAUGAAUCGAAUCAGUGUUAGCCUGCAAUAGAGGUUUAGUGUCCUGAGCCUCAAGGCCUGCUCUAAUCUCUAUUCUCGCUCCCAGAGCUAAUUAUUUGCCCAGAAUGUCUUCAUAAGCUUUUUUUCCUAGACUGCCAUAAUUUUCUCCUCACUUGCUGAUAUGAAAGUUUGUGUGCCAGUGCUUAUGAAUGCACAAUUAUUUCUGUUACAUGGGAGUCUGACUGGGCAUUCAGAGCUCGUUCUGAGAACAUCAAGAAAACUUUUUUAUGUUUCAGUGAAGAAAUUACAGCCCACCUUGGCUUUCUUCUUUGCAAUAUUUUGAAUUCUGUGAAUGAAACCUAGUACACCUGUGGUGUACCUCAUAGACGUUCUUGUAAUUGUACAGACUACUUCUGCUUUCUGGGAAAAUUUGUGUGAUACCUAUUCAAACAGCAAUUUCUUCUCUGUCCGCCUUCUGCUUUCUGACAUAUCAUUGCAAAGUAGAACUAACAAGAAAUUACUGUAUGAGAUUCUUCAACAAAUGAAGUUACAUAUGAAUAUAUUUUACCAGUUUCUAUUCAAAAGAGGGGUUUUUUGGGGGGGUGAAAAAUUCUGCUCUUUUUUUUUGUUUUUGCAUGAAAGUGAGAUAAUUUUGAAAAAGAAUUUGAAAGCUAUUCAGCUUUCCUUAAAGGGUAGUUCAUUAUUGAAUGAAAAUAUAUCUUGCAAUAAUUUCUUUAAUGUUCGCGCAAUUAAAAUAUUUUCUUCUUUAACAAAUUUACUGCUGCUUGUAAAAAUUAUGUAAGUUAUGUAUGAUUUACAUAAAUUCUAUGAUACCUAAAAUAUUGCAUUUUAAAAGCACCAUGCAGUCAUGGUGUUAAAAAGACAGUGCCAUGUAUAAAUAUAAUCAGUAAAAAAUAAGAAGUUAAAAGUGUUUUCAAACAUCAUGCUUUGGAUUUGACUGUUGAUUUCUGUGGCAUUAAGCUACAAUUCUUCACUUUAAAAAAUCUUUGUCCUUGAUCUGCUGCUAAAAUUCGCACAGGCAAAAGGGAAGAUUAACAAGUAUCUGAAGGUACUAAGGAACAGUUAACUAAUGACGCAUGAAUAACUAAACUGUCCGUCCCAAAACUGGCAACAUGUUUUCUCUUAGGUGUUACCUGUAAUGUUAUCAGGUAACAAGAUCUUUAACACCACAAAAGUAUUUAAGGUGACUUAUCCCUUAAACUCUGUUUUGGUUUUUUUUUUCCUUCCUGAUGUAUAGAGGUAAACUUAUUUGUAUAGAUAAGCUUUAAUAUUCUAUUACCUGUAGCCCUGCAUUUAUGCAUAUAUGUGUAUUAGAAAUAAAGG